Drosophila ananassae is the source of this 1320-nucleotide messenger RNA. Its product is annotated as RNA transcription, translation and transport factor protein. Gene Ontology annotation, biological process: tRNA splicing, via endonucleolytic cleavage and ligation. Bases 231 to 974 code for a protein of 247 amino acids. The record is from RefSeq and is a predicted model, not a curated record. Gene Ontology annotation, molecular function: RNA binding. Gene Ontology annotation, cellular component: tRNA-splicing ligase complex. The transcript is spliced from 3 exons. Lineage: Eukaryota; Metazoa; Arthropoda; Insecta; Diptera; Drosophilidae.
UAUCAAAGCGACUCAAGUUAUUAUUUUUAAGAAAAUUAAAUACAUUUAAACUGAAAAUUGGAAAAAAGAACUAAGUUGGCAGAACUUUACCAACAUAAAUAAUGAAAAACAAUCGAUAGCAUCAAAAGUUCCAUAUCAAGAAAGAAGAAGCGCCGGCUUCAUGAUUUUAUAAAGUAGAAAAAAUUAAGAUUUUUAAAUAAAAUAAUAAAUUAUUUAACUUAGAAGCGAUCAUGCUGAAGCUGAAAUUGGAAGCAUUGGGACAUCCCACGCCAGCCGAUGUGUCUUUAAGCAAUCGCAAGGAAUUUGCUAGUACAAUUCUCUGGCUGGAGGAUCAGAAGAUUCGACUAUAUACAAUUGAAGACCGGGAAAAGCUGCGCAAUAUCGACAACCCCAAAAUGUGGGAAGAGGGGUACUUGAAAUACAAGGCUGAUUUAAACAUGCCCUCUUUGGAGUCUCAGCAGGAGGAACUGGCCUGGAUCCUCAGUCACGCUGUGCGUCUUGAGUUUCUUGACGAUCCAGAACAGUUUGCCUCGAUCAACAGCAAACAAAAUUCGGCCCAAACCAAUGGCAAGCAGACACAACAAAAGAUUCAAUCAAUUUUCGAUGGAAAAAUCAACGUUCAGGACAAGGCGUUUAUCGAUGGUGUUCGGCUGCUGGCCAGCAAACUAAACGUACCUCAUCAUCCCAACCACCUGCUGCAGUUGGAGGCUGUGGCACGGAUAGUGCACGAACGCCUCUCACCUGCCGCUAGGGGACGGCAGCCAAUCGUGGGAACUCCUUUUCCGUUUGAUAAAGGAAACGACAUAGUCUCAUCCAACGAUCCCGCCCUGGACCUGCCCAUGCGUAUCCUGCGACUGCUGCAGAUCCAGAGCCUUCGACAACUGCAGACUCACAUUAACGAGACGAUUGUAGCAGUUCAGAAUAUAACUGCCAAUCCAAAGACUGACACCAAGCUAGGAAAAGUGGGCCGCUAGUGCUCCAAGAACCCGACUAUCUAGGCGACAAAAAUUUACUUUAUUUUUUUUUUUUAUUUCUGUGCGAUUUUUAACAAAAAAAACUUAUGCAGGUCGCCACGAUUCUCCGAGGUCAUUAUAGAACUUGUAAUCAGAAGCCGAAUGAAACAAUAACACAAGAAUUUUUUUUAACAAAAUAUUUAUGCCAGCAACAAAUAGCAAAAAACGUUCUAAUUUAGUAUUGCAGCCAGUGAGAAUUCCGCAAGGAAAGCAAUCAAAUUUAGUAUGUCUAUACAAAUAUUUUUAGAUUUAAUUCUGUCCCAUUACAACUCAAAUAAAGUCUAACUAUUAUCGUCUAGCAAAAAAC